AGUUUCACUCCCUCGAAAUUGCAACAAAGAGAAACAGAGAGGAGCGCUCUCCCAAAGGGCUUUCCAUUACCCAAGAGAAACCCAGAGCAACAAAUUUGAGUCUUGAAAUUUGAGAGUAACUUGUUGGGUGCAAAGAGCUUAAUUUUCCAGUCUUCUAUGGCUCUCAAUCUUCGCCAGAAACAGACAGAAUGUAUAAUCCGAAUGCUGAAUUUGAAUCAACCUGUGAAUCCCUCUGGAACUGCUAAUGAGGAGGUUUACAAGAUCUUGAUUUAUGACAGAUUUUGUCAAAAUAUACUGUCCCCAUUGAUCCAUGUCAAGGAUCUGCGCAAGCACGGUGUUACCCUGUACUUCCUUAUUGAUAAGGAUCGAAAACCUGUCCAUGAUGUGCCAGCUGUGUAUUUUGUUCAGCCUAGUCAUUCCAAUAUCCAGAGAAUUGUAGCUGAUGCCUCACGUUCGCUCUAUGAUAGUUUCCAUCUGAAUUUCUCUUCGUCUAUACCAAGGCCGCUUUUGGAGGACCUUGCCUCUGGGACUUUGAAUUCCGAUUCAAUUCAUAGGAUUUCGAAGGUUCAUGAUCAGUAUUUGGAGUUUGUGACGCUGGAGGAUAAUUUGUUCUCGUUGUCCCAGGAGUCUACUUAUGUCCAAUUGAAUGACCCAUCUGCAGGGGAUAAAGAGAUUGAGGAUAUUAUUGAGAGGGUUGUUAGUGGAUUAUUUUGCGUUUUGGCUACACUUUCAGUGGUGCCAAUAAUAAGAUGCCCGCGUGGUGGACCAGCAGAGUUGGUUGCUUCAGCAUUGGAUCAGAAGUUGAGGGAUCAUUUGUUGUCAAAGAACAAUUUGUUUUCUGAAGGUGGGAGUUUUGUAAGCUCGUUUCAGCGUCCAAUUUUGUGUGUCUUUGAUCGGAAUUUUGAGUUAUCUGCUGGAUUACAACAUGAUUUUAGGUACCGCCCACUUGUACAUGAUAUUCUUGGAUUGAAACUUAACAGGUUGAGUGUGCCUGGAGAGAAAGGUGGAAUGAAAUCGUACGAGUUGGAUAGCUCAGACCCAUUUUGGAUGGCAAAUGGAUCGUUGGAAUUUCCUGAAGUUGCUGUUGAGAUUGAGACCCAAUUGAACAAAUAUAAGAAGGAUGUUGAUGAGGUGAAUCGAAGGACUGGUGGGACUGCAGGAACUGAGUUUGAUGGUACAGACUUGAUUGGGAACACAAAGCACUUGAUGAAUGCAGUGAACUCCCUGCCUGAGCUGACAGAUCGGAAGCAGGUUAUUGAUAAACACACAAACAUUGCAACGGUGCUCUUGGGUGAAAUAAAGGAGAGAUCUCUUGACUCUUAUGCUAAGAAGGAGAAUGACAUGAUGGUCAGAGGUAGCAUUGAUCGAAAUGAGUUGCUGAGUGUACUUAAGGGAAAAGGUACCAAGACAGAUAAGCUGCGGUUUGCUAUAAUGUAUAUUAUCUCUUCAGAAACCAUUAAUCCAUCAGAAGCAGAAGCAGUGGAAGCAGCACUAAGAGAAUCUGACAUUGAUACAAGUGCUUUUCAGUAUGUGAAGAAGAUCAAGUCAUUGAAUGUUUCAUUGGCAUCAGCAAAUUCUGCUAGUAGAAAUAACAUUGUUGAUUGGGCUGAGAAGAUUUACGGCCAGUCAAUUAGUGCUGUCACAGCUGGUGUGAAGAACCUAUUGUCUAGUGAUAGGCAGCUGGCAUUGACAAGGAUUGUGGAAGCUUUGAUGGAGGGGAAGCCAAACCCUGAAAUUGAUUCUUACCUUGUGUUUGAUCCUCGUGCCCCAAAGUCAAGCUCUGGCACUAGUAGCAGCCAUCUGAAAGGACCUUUUAAAGAAGCUAUUGUUUUCAUGAUCGGUGGUGGAAAUUACGUGGAGUAUGGCAGCUUGCAAGAGCUUGUACAGCGUCAGCAGCCUGUCAAGUAUGUUAUAUAUGGAACAACAGAAAUUUUAACUGGAUCGGAGUUUGUUGAGCAACUCGCUCUGUUGGGGCAGAAGAUGGGAUUGGGCAAUACAGUUGCUACCUCAUCAGCCACCAAUUAAUGCACCUUUUGGAUACAAUAUGCAGAGCCUGCUAUUCGCUUCAUCCGGUGCAUGAAGGAAGCAGCAUGAUCCAAUUGGAGAUGCCAUUUGAUCAAGCAAAUACAGAUUUGAAGCUGGUUAUCUGAACACCUGUGCACUUAGUUUGGCCGUGCACUUUUUUCUUGAUAUUAAGCCCACAUACUGGUUUUGAUCAGGACUUGAACCUUUGACUAUUCAGAAACACAUAUAUCUUUGUUCCAUUAUAGUGAGUAGGUAUUUUGACAAUGAAUAGCAUCUUUUUUUUUCUAUUUGGGUAAGUUUCUGCAGUUGGGGUGCUGUCAAUACCCUCUUUCUAUUCUCUUGGCUAUCGCCUUUAUUUCCCCAACUUGGCUGUAUUAAGAGUUUCAGUUGGAUUUCUUUUUACCCCAUAAUUUCAUCAGAUAUCAAUAAAUGAGUGUUAAUCAGAUUCAUUUGUA
This is a messenger RNA of Theobroma cacao (cacao), 2480 nucleotides long. RefSeq names its product Sec1/munc18-like (SM) proteins superfamily (gene ATSLY1). Gene Ontology annotation, biological process: vesicle-mediated transport. The record is from RefSeq and is a predicted model, not a curated record. NCBI's taxonomy places the organism in Eukaryota, Viridiplantae, Streptophyta, Magnoliopsida, Malvales, Malvaceae.